Messenger RNA from Saprolegnia parasitica CBS 223.65, 765 nucleotides. RefSeq lists its product as hypothetical. The record is from RefSeq and is a predicted model, not a curated record. Lineage: Eukaryota; Oomycota; Saprolegniomycetes; Saprolegniales; Saprolegniaceae. Bases 1 to 765 code for a protein of 254 amino acids. Gene Ontology annotation, biological process: double-strand break repair via homologous recombination. Gene Ontology annotation, cellular component: replication fork; Rad51B-Rad51C-Rad51D-XRCC2 complex. The transcript has 4 exons.
AUGUGGGCGCUGGACGAGACCGCGCUGGACCUCGUGCAGCGAACAUGGUACGAUGUACCGUUCCGCUGUGGCAUCGACGUCAUCGACGCCGUCUUCCCCGACGGCAUCCCAUCGCGCGCCGUGGUAGAGCUCUACGGCGACGCGGCGAGUCCGCGCAGCCUCGUGCUCCAACACCUCGUCGCGACCUUCCUCCUCCAGCACCCCAGCGGCCGCGUCUACUACUUUGACCACGAGUGCCAUCUCGACGCGGUCGAAAUGCGCUGCGUCCUCGAGGGCUACGCGGCGCACGACGAGGCGGCGGUCGUCAGCGCCAUGCAGCGCCUCGAGCUCUUCCACGCGCCAUCGACCGCAGCCUUUUCCGCCGAGCUGCGCCAGGUGCACGAACAGCUGCUGGCGGCCAAGACGCGUCCGGCCAACGUUCUCGUAGCCGUCGACGCGAUCAGCUCGUUCCAUUUGAUCGACAAGGCCGCGGCGCUCCGCGUCGGCGAAGCUGUGGCGCCCAUGGGUGCCAUCUACGCGCAGCUCAAGGACUUUGCCCGCACGCAUUCAGCGUUUUUGUUUGUGACCAAAGCAAACGAAUUGGCAAAAGGCUGGGGCCACGCCGAGUACAUGCCCAGUGUCUGGUCGUCGCUCGUCACCAAGCGGCUCUCCCUACGGACUCGGACGUCGCCGGGGACAGCAUUUCCAUCCCCCGACCAGUCGUCGUUCCAACUGCGCCAUUUCGCCAACGCCGAAGCGUCCGCAUAUUCUUCCGUUCUGCCUUGA